UUUGGUGUUGUUUUGGUGGCAUUGGUGGUUUUUGGGAUGUUUACCGGGGAAAUUGAGAAUUUGUAAUUUUUAAACCACCCAAUAUUACAUACUAUUAAUUUAUGACUCUUCAAAAUUUAAUGGGCAAGCAUACAGAAUGGAGAAAAAUUGCCAAGAAGGAAAGAAGAAGAAAAAUUCGAAUCCAGAGAGCCAGAAAUUUAGAUAUUCAAUCAAACUUAACAACAAGUGAAUAUAAAAAUUGGCUGGAAGAGCAAGAGUUGUUUGAAUUGGAACAGAUAGAAAAGAAAAAUAUGGAGGAACAUAAAAAAUGGAUGAGAGCUGAGGAAGUUUCCUUAGCCAAGUGGAAUAAACUGCAGGAAAACAUGAGAAGGGCACACCAACUCCAAAUAGAAAAAGAAGCUAAAAUACGACAGGAGUGGGAAGAAGAGCAAAUUAAAAUAAAAAAGGCUGAAGAAAGACUUAAACAAAUUGAAGAGGAGAACAAGAAGCAGCAACAACAAUUUAUGGAGAAGCUGGAGCAGUUCCUGUCGGGAGACACCCGGGAGCCCCCGCAAGAGCUGCUGACUCUGCGGGAAACCAAGCCCGGCAUGGAAGCCUGCCCAUUCUUCUACAAGACUGCCUGCUGUCGCUUUGCUGACCAGUGCUCACGAAACCACCAAUACCCAGGAAUAGCUAAAACACUUCUGGCAACAAACUUUUUCACACAUUUCGGUUUGGAAAAUUCUAAUUAUAAUGAAUAUGACACUGACCUCAUGCUUGAAUAUGAAGAAAAUGACACCUAUAAAGAUUUUAAAGACUUCUUUUAUGAUGUCUUACCUGAGUUUGAAAAAUUUGGAAAGGUGGUCCAGUUUAAGGUGUGUAACAACUAUGAGAAGCACCUGCGUGGCAACACCUACAUAGAGUAUGCGGAGCUGCGUUCAGCGGUCUCUGCGUACCGCGCGUUGCAUAGUCGCUGGUACGGUGGAAGGCAGAUCUCAUUACAAUUCUGUGAUAUUAAUUCAUGGAAAAAUGCCAUUUGUGGUCUCCAGUCAAGUAGACGAUGUCCAAAAGGCAGAGCUUGCAACUUCAUGCAUGUAUUUAAGAAUCCUGACAAUUUGUUCAAUACAUUCAGUACACCUUACGAAAACAGAGUAAGGACGCCUCGGCGCUCUUGGCGCUGGUCCGAAUCACCGGAAGUGACCGAUUCUAGAAGACGAGUUAGGGAUCUCAAAUCACGGGAAGAAGAACGAAGUAAAGAGAAAAGAAGAAGUAGACAUUCUGAAGAAGACAAGCGACGUAGUAGCCGCCGAUCACAUAGCAGAGAUAAAGGGAGAAGCACACGAAAAUAAACUAUUUCAAAUGUA
Molecule: messenger RNA, 1343 nt
Organism: Plutella xylostella (diamondback moth)
Lineage: Eukaryota; Metazoa; Arthropoda; Insecta; Lepidoptera; Plutellidae
Biological process (GO): mRNA splicing, via spliceosome
Cellular component (GO): U2AF complex
Molecular function (GO): metal ion binding; RNA binding
Source: RefSeq, a predicted model, not a curated record